Molecule: messenger RNA, 221 nt
Organism: Soboliphyme baturini
Lineage: Eukaryota; Metazoa; Nematoda; Enoplea; Dioctophymatida; Soboliphymatidae
Source: the annotation of a GenBank genome assembly
AUGUUGGUGCUGUUUUUCUUUUGUCUGAAGAUGUUGACCGAGCUUACUGCGUACUACUUCCGAAGCAGCGAGAAUUCCGGCGAGUGUUCAGUGUGUGUUUCCGUAGCCGCUUUUUCGUUUCUUUUUACCAUGAUCCUGUUGCUGUUCAGUGAUCGUCUGCUGGCUGUGGAAAUUCAGGACGGUGGGUACGCCGUUGGAUGUUCCUGCUUAUGUCAUUAGUC